Rangifer tarandus platyrhynchus (Svalbard reindeer) is the source of this 1185-nucleotide messenger RNA. Lineage: Eukaryota; Metazoa; Chordata; Mammalia; Artiodactyla; Cervidae. The record is from the annotation of a GenBank genome assembly.
AUGAGCCCUGAGCCUUGCCAAGCAUUUUCGGUGCCCGUGAAGGAGCCUCUGCCUUCUACAGGGUCAGCCUUCCCAGCCCCCGACAACGAGCGUAUUGGAUGCGCGUGUCUCAGCACGGGGUCUCCAAAAGAGCCCAGGAGCAAGGAGCGGUCGGUCCGCGGCGACUUCGCUGAGGGGUGCCGGUUCCCCAGUCCCAGGCCAGCCCGUCGGCCUCCAGGCGCCCUCAUCGCGCGCGCGCUUGGCGGCGCUCACCGUCCUCUUCCUAAACGUCUGCGCCGUGACCUCUCCUCUGGCCCACAGGCGUCUCUGCCCGCCCUGGCCGUGGCCCGGCUUCCCGGCCCCUCUCCCUGGCCGCCCGUCUCUGCCGGGCCCGCAGCCGGCAUCCGAAAGCCCGGCAGGACUGCCCUGUGGAGGAGAGCCGCCCUUCGCCUCUCCGCGUCGCCGACAUCCAGCCUAGGCGGGGGCACCAGGCCCGGGGCCACCCAGGAGGCCCUCCCCGCUGACCGCGUCCUGGGCGCCCCGCCGCCCUCAGCGGGGCUGGCCCAGCCUCCUCCCCCUUCUCCCCCGCUGGGGACUCCGCUGGGGCUGGAGGACAGUGGCGUCCACGUCCUUCUACACUCACUGCACCCCAGAGACCCAUCCCCUGAGGACUGCCUGCCGGAGGGUGACUGCGGGCAAGGGAGUCUGAGCCCCGCGCGGGUGGGGGGACAAGGAGAACGGCCUCCCAAGAGUGCUGUCGAGAUCGCCUUGGACAAGACCACCCCGGUUAAGUGUACACCUCCGUUUCGGGGCCCCGGGCUCCAGCCAGCGUUCCUGAAAGCUGCUCGGGAGAAGGCGGCGGCUGCAGGACGCGACCCGUGUUGCGGGGCCGGCCUGACCGGCUGCGUGUCCGUGACUCCGUUGGCGAGCGCCUGCGCGGGCGCCCUGCUCCCGGGCGCCUUCCCCAGCCCGCUCCGAGCCGGUGCGCUGGCCCCUGGCUGCCGACCCGCUGAGGCGUUCGGGGCCUCGGGGCCCCUCGCCCUCAGCAGCGGUAGUGGCCUCGUGUGGCUGAGCGGACCGGCGAGGUGUGCGGGACAGCAGGCCGCGGGGGACACCGGCCUAGCACGGGGCGUCACUGGGUUGGCAGGGUCCUUGUGGACGGGGCGAGAGGAGCCCGGGGCUUAUCUCAGCGUGCACCCCGCGUGA